AUGUAUGCCGGUAUGAGCAAGGAGCAGAAAGUCAAGUGGACUUGUCAUGAAUGUAGGAGUAAACAACCGAAGCUUGGAAACAUAAAUACACCAGUGCGAAAUGUCAAGGAGGGCGAGGCAAACCCAUCUAAUUUAUAUGAUGAAAACACUGGUUUGGAUAACAUUACCUUUAGAAAGAAGCAAACGGAUGACUGCCAGAAGACACCUGUUUGCAGCCCGGGUUCCGCCAGCUGCGCCACGAUUAAUAGAGAUGACGCAUUUAUUUCUGCUGUAAGCGAUAAAGUUCUUAAAGCGCUUAAGUCCGAGCUUCCUGCAAUGAUUUCAACUAUCUUCAAUCUGAACUAUCUUCAAUUAAGAAUGAUAUACUAG
Messenger RNA from Arctia plantaginis, 369 nucleotides. NCBI's taxonomy places the organism in Eukaryota, Metazoa, Arthropoda, Insecta, Lepidoptera, Erebidae. The record is from the annotation of a GenBank genome assembly.